Molecule: messenger RNA, 1233 nt
Organism: Anopheles funestus (African malaria mosquito)
Lineage: Eukaryota; Metazoa; Arthropoda; Insecta; Diptera; Culicidae
Gene: Ptpa
Product: serine/threonine-protein phosphatase 2A activator
Exons: 3
Coding region: 103-1149 (348 amino acids)
Biological process (GO): mitotic spindle organization
Cellular component (GO): protein phosphatase type 2A complex; nucleus; cytoplasm
Molecular function (GO): peptidyl-prolyl cis-trans isomerase activity; protein tyrosine phosphatase activator activity
Source: RefSeq, a predicted model, not a curated record
CCGACGACCUUGACGGUACAAACAAAAACGACUGACUUUAUCUAAACAAAGCAUUAAAACUGUUCUGUUUCCACAGCAUUUGUGAGAAAAAACCAGCCAGCAAUGUCUGAAAGUGGUGCUGAUGGUGAACCACGGCAGGUGUUUGUGGUGCCGGAAAAGCUGGUAAAAUCGCCCACUGAUAUGGAGCUGUGGAGAAUGUCCGAAUGUUACUACGAUUUGUUGGGAUUCAUCAGCAGCAUGUCUGUGGCGUUGCAAGGAACGCGCAACAGCCAGGAAGUGCCGAUACCGCCAGUGGUUGAAAAGCUCAUGAAGGUGUUAGACCGACUGGAACAGCUGGCAAUCGAAACACCCCCGGUUGAUCAGCCGGCACGAUUCGGUAACGUAGCGUUCAAGAGUUGGUAUCAAAAGAUGCAAUCGGAAAGCGUGCAGCUCAUUAGCGAUGUACUGCCGGAUCCGCUGAAAGAGGCAACGAAGGAGCUGUGCGUCUACUUUGUCGAUUGUUUCGGGAAUCCAACACGUAUUGAUUACGGUACUGGACACGAGUUAGCUUUCAUCAUGUUUCUGAUGUGCUUAUUUAAGAUCGGUGCUUUCGAGCGUAAAGAUGAAGUAGCAGUCGGAUUGAAGCUGUUUCAGAAAUACAUCAUACUGGCAAGAAAGCUACAGGUGACGUACCGUAUGGAACCGGCCGGUAGCCAUGGUGUGUGGAGUUUGGAUGACUUUCAGUUCGUUCCCUUCAUAUGGGGCAGUGCGCAGCUUGCCGUGAACAGUCCAAUCGAGCCAGCGCAGUUCGUGGAAGAGAAAUCGAUCGCAAAAUACAAAAAGGAGCUUAUGUUUGUCAGCUGCAUCGACUACAUACAGCAGGUGAAGACGGGCCAUUUUGCCGAACACUCGAAUCAGCUCUGGAGCAUCAGCGCAGUUCCGCAGUGGUCAAAGAUCAGCACCGGACUGAUUAAAAUGUACCAAAAGGAGGUGCUGUCGAAGUUUCCCGUCAUUCAGCACGUGUACUUCGGAUCAAUACUUACGUUAAAAACGGUUAAACCAGGCACGAUGUUGCCCAAUCCAAGGCUGGGCAUGAUUCCGCGGCAGCAGGUUCCGGUACUGCCGGCAGUACCAGCACCUCCAAAGUUUCCCGGUGGCGAUGGAAUGUGAUAAAAUUGUGUGCUGCACAUGCUACUAGUUUGUGAUUGUUCGAAGAAUAAAGCAUUGAAAAAAUUUUCAAGUUUGCGUUGAAUU